Sinocyclocheilus rhinocerous is the source of this 1416-nucleotide messenger RNA. Its product is annotated as dual specificity protein phosphatase 5-like. Gene Ontology annotation, molecular function: MAP kinase tyrosine/serine/threonine phosphatase activity. The coding region runs from base 116 to 1303 and encodes 395 amino acids. Gene Ontology annotation, cellular component: cytoplasm; nucleus. Gene Ontology annotation, biological process: endoderm formation; negative regulation of MAPK cascade; protein dephosphorylation. NCBI's taxonomy places the organism in Eukaryota, Metazoa, Chordata, Actinopteri, Cypriniformes, Cyprinidae. The record is from RefSeq and is a predicted model, not a curated record. The transcript has 5 exons.
GGAAUCCCCUUGGAGGAAAUGUAGACUCAGGCUCAGCACACAGGGUUCAGUAGGCAACCUACACCCCUGAAACAUCCACGUCCCUGCUACAAACAUUUCACUUUGUCACUCCAACAUGAAGGUCUCCAGCAUAGACUGUCGCCGCCUGAGGAAGAUCAUACGGAAGGAGUGUGGAAGUUGUCUGAUUGUGGACUGUAGACCGUAUUUCUCGUUCUCCAGCUCCAGUAUCAGAGGCUCCGUCAAUGUCAACUUGAAUUCAGUGGUGGUCCGGAGGUCCCGCGGCGGUCCGGUGCCUCUACAGUUCAUCAUCCCGGACGAGAAAGCGCUGUUUCGGCUCCGCGAGGGCAGCAUCUCCGCCGUCGUGGCUCUGGAUGACCGCACACCUCAUUUACAAAAACUGAAGAAAGACAGUAUUGCUCAGAUUGUCAUUAAUAGUUUGGCGCACUUGGCGAGUAGCGCGAGCAUCUGCUUCCUGAAAGGAGGCUACGAGAACUUCCAUUCCCAUUACCCCGAGCUUUGCACUGAAACCAAGUCUGUGGAUCUGAGCGAAGACAAAAGUGAAAGAGGCGUCAGCAGUCACUGUGACAAACUGGGUUCUCACCACAAACCAGACUAUGAUCAGGGACGGCCGGUGGAGAUCUUGCCUUUCCUAUACCUGGGCAGUGCCUAUCACGCCUGUAGACAGGACUAUCUCAGUGACCUCCGCAUUACAGCGCUGCUGAACGUCUCACGCAGGGACUCGCGGCCCGCCAAAGGACUGUAUGACUACAAAUGGAUCCCGGUGGAGGACAGUUGUUCGAGGCUUCUUUAUCAGUCUGGCUUGAAGUUUGACUUGUCUGUGUUUUUGGUGACUCAUGCUGUUAUUUCGAGAGCUUUUGUAAUGAAUUCAUGUACUUUUCUCUCCACAGAACGUGUGAAAGCAGAGGGAGGUAAAGUGCUGGUCCACUGCGAGGCUGGAAUCUCUCGUUCUCCCACCAUCUGCAUGGCGUACAUCAUGAAAACCCAACGGUUGCGCUUGGAGCAGGCCUUUGACGUCAUCCGACAGCGGCGUGCCAUCAUCUCGCCCAAUUUUAGCUUCAUGGGUCAACUACUGCAGUUCGAGUCGGAGGUGGUUUCUUCCACGCCUCCGUCCGCCACUCCUGCCGCUCAAGAGACGCCCACCUUCUUUAGUGGUGACUUCACGCUCGAAACCGAGAACUUCGAGUCCUCGGUUUUCACCUUCCCUACCUCCUUCCUGACACCAAUGCCCAUCCAGUCGUCGGUUCACCAGUUCAAACUGAGUCCAAUAACUGCGCUGCCUUAAAAUGGCUGCCUGACUCAUCGCAGUCUCAGUGUACUUGAAAAAUAAUGGACGGGCGAACUGAAAAAAAGCAAUGGACUAUCACAGGGAAUAAAAAUGCUUAUGUUUUCAUAUUU